Messenger RNA from Brassica napus (rape), 1078 nucleotides. Its product is annotated as homeobox-leucine zipper protein ATHB-53-like. Gene Ontology annotation, molecular function: sequence-specific DNA binding; DNA-binding transcription factor activity, RNA polymerase II-specific. The coding region runs from base 266 to 943 and encodes 225 amino acids. Gene Ontology annotation, cellular component: nucleus. The record is from RefSeq and is a predicted model, not a curated record. Lineage: Eukaryota; Viridiplantae; Streptophyta; Magnoliopsida; Brassicales; Brassicaceae. Gene Ontology annotation, biological process: positive regulation of DNA-templated transcription. The transcript has 2 exons.
AUAUAUAUCUGAAUGUGUAUAUCAUAGUCAAACAACCAUUUUAAAUUCAAUAUAUUGUCCUAGCAAAAUAAAAUAUCAGAUGGCAUAAGUGUAAAAAGAGAACCCAAGAAUAAGGUCACAAUCUUCCAGCUUAUAAAAACCAUCUCAUAGGACUCAACCUCAUCAAAGUCAUAACACUCUCCUUCAAACAUAGUCAGAGAAAACACAGCAACUAUUGUCUGUAAAAAAACAGAGAGAGAGAGAGAAAAUAGUAGAGAGAGCGAGAAUGGAUCAAAUGGUGUUGGGCUCUCAAGUGUACCCCUACACAACACAAACCCAUAGCCAGUGCAUCAUCGUUAACCAGAUCGAUGGAGCACCGUCAGGCGACGGAUCAAAGCCGGUGAAGCGGAGGAGGAAGAGGAGAAGCAAAGGGUCGUCAGCCACCAACGAAGAUGACGUGGCGACGAUUGGAGCGAUGUUGAGGAAGAGGAAGUUGACCGAUGAGCAGAUGAAUAUGCUGGAAUAUAGCUUCGAGAACGAGCACAAGCUUGAGUCAGGGAGGAAAGAGAAGAUCGCCAGAGAGUUAGGUCUUGAUCCCAGACAGGUGGCUGUUUGGUUCCAGAACCGCCGUGCACGGUGGAAGAACAAGAAACUCGAGGAAGAGUACGCCAAACUCAAGAGCCAACACGACACCGUCCUCCUCGGCCAAUCUCACCUCGAGUCUCAGGUACUAAUACUGACAGAACAGCUGACCGAAGCUCAAAACGAAAUUCAAAAACUUUCGGAACGACUUGUCCAAGAGACGUCAACAAACAGUUCAAGUUCAUCUCUUUCUGUUGAAGCCAACUACGCACCUAUUGAGUUCGAGUUUGCCCCGGUGGAUACAAACUACAACAUCCCAUUUUACAUGAUGGACAAUAAUUAUCUACAAAACAUGGAGUAUUGGGAUGGCUUGUAUGUGUAAUUUCAAAACUAAAUGUUAGGAGUCUAUGUAUGAAAAGCAUGUUCUUAUAAUUUGAUGUAGAAAUAGAUGUCGGCCAAGUUGUUGUAAAUGUAGUGUUAUUUAAGUAUUUACUACUGUAUAAGUUUCGUUUUCACU